CUUCUCUGCUCGUCGCUUCUGGAGAGCAUCAACCCCAGCAUAUACGUGACGGGAAGUGUAGGUGUCUACAGUAAGUAAAAGUAUUCUUGCCUCACUAGUUAGGCUAAUCCGUUCCCCCCAAUAUACUCCUUUCCCAGGAUUGAAUGCUGAAAAUAGCUGAUGUCUCUUCUGUCCCUCGCUCUCUUUGCUGCUCCGUUCUGGUCUAUACCUGAUCCUGAUAUUUAUGGAUCAAUGCACCUGUCUCGUCUAACCCUUAGAUAGGCAAAAAAUCUGGUACAUUGCAUUCGGAAAAGCUACCCAACCAUAGCCCACAUAGUUUCAAGAAAGGAACAAGAAGAAAUGGCAUUCCAGCCUACCCCAACAGACGUUACUGCUAUCAUCACUACGCCGUCUACCGGCCCCAAUGCAGGACCUCAAUUCCAGAAUGAACGCCGCAUCACUCCAACAUGGACUGUCAUGCAGUUGAAGUCGAAAUUGGAAACCAUGACUGGCAUCCCACCCGGUAGUCAACGUUUGCAUCUCAAAUCGCCCGGUCUUCCCAGUCGAUGGAUUGAUGGCGACGAAACCGUAAUUGGCGAGUGGGGCUUGGUGAGAGGAUGUGAAAUUGAGGUCCAUGAUUCGAGGCCCCAGUCCGCAAGGCCCAACUUCAACGAUCUCUCAUCUGUGGAGAAAUACGUCCUCCCUACAACCACCUACGAGUCCCUGCCAAAUUCAGUAUUGGCGUGGAAGAAAAACCAGAAACUCGGCCGCUUUGACCCAAAUGCUUUGUCCCCAGAGGAAUCAAUGCGGAAACAGGCAGAGCAGGAUGCCGAGGAAGUUGCACGAAAGGAAAUUGCUGUUUCGAGGCGGGCGAUCAUUCUGCCUUCGUCACCACCACAUGUUCGCCGGGGAACUAUCCGCUUUGUUGGGCCUGUGCCCACUAUUCCUUACCCCGGGGUGAAUGACAAAUCCGAGUCCUCGAAGGUAGACUCUGAUGAUUCCCUGCCCAUGUGGGUUGGAAUCGAACUCGAUGAACCCACCGGGAAGAAUGAUGGCAGUGUUGGCGGGCAACGCUUCUUUACCUGCCCGAGCAAGUCUGGUCUGUUUGUGAAACCCGAGAAAAUUGAGGUGGGGGAUUUCCCCCCUCUGGAUCUGGACGACGACCUGGGCGACCUGGAGGAACUCUAGGUCACCCAGAUCACUUGAUAGAAUCAAAUAAGAUCGGCACGAGGCGAAAGAAGAAAAAAAGUAUUGUGACAUUAACCUGGCCGGUCAAGAAGAAUUCAAGUUUUUUAAAAUGCAUCGGCGUGGAUCAGUCCAUGCCUUUAGGGACUUUAAGAUACAUUUCAAAAUGGGCGGGGGAAAGAGGGAGAGAGGGAGAGAUAAUGGUG
Aspergillus steynii IBT 23096 is the source of this 1370-nucleotide messenger RNA. Its product is annotated as TBCB family protein. Gene Ontology annotation, cellular component: microtubule plus-end; nucleus; cytoplasm. The transcript is spliced from 3 exons. Bases 340 to 1167 code for a protein of 275 amino acids. Lineage: Eukaryota; Fungi; Ascomycota; Eurotiomycetes; Eurotiales; Aspergillaceae. Gene Ontology annotation, molecular function: microtubule plus-end binding. Gene Ontology annotation, biological process: cytoplasmic microtubule organization. The record is from RefSeq and is a predicted model, not a curated record.